AUGGAUGCCGAAAAAUUUUCAAAUUUCUUUGGUGGCCACACACCAAUUUUCCAAAUUCCUGGAAGAACAUUUCCUGUAGAAAUAUAUCAUGCAAGAGUACCAGCAGAAGAUCAUGUUGAUGCAGCAGUUAAACAAACAAUACAAAUUCAUUUGGGUGGACAAGAAGGGGAUAUUUUAAUUUUUAUGCCUGGACAAGAAGAUAUUGAGGUAACAUGCUCACUUAUAAAAGAAAAACUUGGCCAAUUAGAUGAGGCACCCCCUCUUGCUGUAUUACCAAUAUAUUCACAACUUCCUUCUGACCUUCAAGCAAAAAUAUUUCAACGUGCCCCAGGAGGGAUGCGUAAAUGUAUUGUUGCUACAAAUAUUGCUGAAACUUCGUUAACUGUUGAUGGAAUUUUCUUUGUCGUUGAUCCUGGUUAUUGUAAAUUGAAGGUUUACAAUCCAAAAAUGGGAAUGGAUACUUUACAGGUAUUCCCUAUCUCUCAAGCAUCUGCUAAUCAACGUUCUGGUAGAGCAGGAAGAACAGGCCCUGGACAAUGUUAUCGACUAUAUACUCAAAGACAAUUUAAGGAUGAAAUGUUGGCUACUACUGUGCCGGAAAUACAAAGAACAAAUUUGUCAAAUGUUGUUCUUUUAUUAAAAUCAUUAAACGUCGAAGAUUUACUACAUUUUCAUUUUAUGGAUUCCCCGCCAAUGGAGAAUAUGUUAAAUUCAAUGUAUCAACUUUGGAUUUUGGGAGCACUUGACAAUACUGGACAAUUAACAAAUAUGGGACGUAAAAUGGUUGAAUUUCCAUUAGAUCCAACUUUGUCUAAAAUGUUAAUUCAAUCUGUUGUUAUGGGUUGUAGUAGUGAAAUUUUAACAAUAGUUUCAAUGCUUUCUGUUCCUUCAAUAUUUUUUCGCCCUAAAAUGAGAGAGGAUGAAGCAGAUGCUAGAAGAGAAAAGUUUCAGGUUCCAGAAAGUGACCAUCUAACAUUUUUAAAUACUUAUAUUCAAUGGCAAAAACAUAAAUAUAGUUCAAAAUGGUGUACAGACAAUUUUAUUCAUGCAAAAGCAAUGAGAAAAGUUCGAGAAGUUAGAGAACAAUUACUUGAAAUUAUGGAAAGUUUAAAAAUUGAAACAAAUUCGUCUGGAACUGAUUGGGAUAUUGUUAGAAAAUGUAUUUGUUCUGCUUAUUUUUAUAACGCUGCGAGAUUAAAAGGUAUUGGUGAAUAUGCAAAUGUUAGAACUGGAAUGCCUUGUUUUCUUCACCCAACAUCCUCGCUUUUUGGAAUGGGAUAUACACCUGAUUAUGUUGUCUAUCACGAGCUUAUAAUGACGGCAAAGGAAUAUAUGCAAUGUGUUACAGCUGUAGAAGCUCAAUGGCUAGCAGAACUUGGCCCAAUGUUUUAUUCUGUUAAAGAAGCUUCGAAAACUAGAUCAGAAAAAAUUCGAGAUACUCAACGAACAACGGCAGCAAUGGAAAUUGAAAUGGAAGAAGCACAACGGUUAAUUUCUGAAAGAAAAAUGAUGCAAAGUGAAAGAAGUUCUUCAAAAAGUGGAGAAAAACAAAUUGCUGAAGCUGGAAGAUCUGUUAGAUCGUUUAAAAGAAGUUUUGGAUUUUGA
This is a messenger RNA of Meloidogyne enterolobii, 1605 nucleotides long. NCBI's taxonomy places the organism in Eukaryota, Metazoa, Nematoda, Chromadorea, Rhabditida, Meloidogynidae. The record is from the annotation of a GenBank genome assembly.